AUGACUUCCUUUUGGGCGCAUCCGUUCUUUGACACGGCCCGCGCGAUCCUCGAUGCUGCCCCGAACCAGUGGAUCCCGUACGCUCUCGGCCUGCUACUGGGAUACCCGCUACUGACCAGGUCGCUUCGGUACCAGCGAUUGCGACAGCUAUAUCGGAAGUACCCCUAUACAACCCGGGAGUCCAUGGCCAAGAUGACCGACGACGAAGCGUUCGAGAUCCAAAAGUCCGUCGCGCAGCUGGAGUUUCCGUUCAUGUUUGUCAAAUCCCUCCAGUUUGCCCUGUUCCGAACCUAUGGUAUCCCGACCAUCUCGCACGUCCUCACUAAAACCAGCCAGUUCUCCAACCCAGAGACCUCGCUCAAGCGCUACACCGACACCAGCGCUCUGGUCCAAGAAAUGGUCGGCAACAGCCCGACCUCACAGCGUGCGUAUCUCGGCCUUGCCCGUACUCGCUUCCUGCAUAGCGGAUACCGUGCCUCGGGCACCAUUCUCGAUUCCGACAUGCUGUACACGCUAGCUCUGUUUGCGCUGCAGCCGAUUCACUUCAUCGCCAGCUUCGAGUGGCGCGCCCUGUCCGAUCUAGAGCGCUGUGCCAUCGGUACCUUCUGGAAGAGCGUCGGCGAUGGCCUCGGCAUUAGCUACGAUGCCUUACCAUCCGGCCGCACCGGCUUCACGGACGGCUUGCACUGGCUAGAUGAACUGGCGGUGUGGAGCGAUGCCUAUGAGGUGCGCUGCAUGUUACCGGACCCUAAGAACCGCCAGACAGCCGAUCAGACUACGCGCGUGCUAGUGUAUAUGCUACCCAAAGUGCUGCACCCCAUUGGGCUGCAGUUUGUCUCGUUUAUGAUGGAUGACAGGUUGCGCAAGGCGAUGCUGUAUGUCUGGGAGAGGAUUUUCAAAUCUUCUCAACUUUACCUCCCUCAUUCUCCACUCCUUUGCCCUCUCUCUCUUCUUGUAUUCAUGAUAACGAAAUGCUUAUUCUUGCCUAGCUACGAUCCACCAUCACCCUUCUUCUCGUCCCUUUUCUCCACUCUGCUCGGCAUCCGCAAGUUUGUGCUGCGCCAUCUGGCCCUCCCGCGGCCGCGCUUCUUGCGUUACUCGACAUUUACGGAUGAGCCGGAUGAGAACAAUCGAUUCUUCCUGACCGAGUGGGAGGCCGCCCCGUAUUAUGUCAAGCCGACAUUUUGGAACCGCUGGGGGCCGAUGGCGUGGCUGACCCGGAUACUAGGUCGUCCGGUGCCUGGUGAUGAGGGCAAUAAGUACUAUCCCGCGGGAUAUGAGAUCCAGGACAUUGGGCCCAAGUAUUUCGAAGGUAGGGGGAGGAAAUCUAUUGAGACAAUGAUGGAGGAACUGAAAACGGUCCGAACGGGCAAAUGUCCGUUUCAUUGA
This is a messenger RNA of Penicillium macrosclerotiorum, 1389 nucleotides long. RefSeq lists its product as uncharacterized. The transcript has 2 exons. Gene Ontology annotation, molecular function: oxidoreductase activity. NCBI's taxonomy places the organism in Eukaryota, Fungi, Ascomycota, Eurotiomycetes, Eurotiales, Aspergillaceae. The coding region runs from base 1 to 1389 and encodes 462 amino acids. The record is from RefSeq and is a predicted model, not a curated record.